AUGUUGACGAAGGAAUACCCAACUAGCACACUGGAAAAGGAGCCAGUCGAAGAAGAUCUACGACACCAGGCUGGCGAUCCUGUAACUUAUCACGACAUCGGCUUGGCCGAGAUGACCGAUAUGACCGAGACCGGCAGCCCAGAAAUCGAACACACGUGGCACGAGAAUUGCUAUUACCCAGUCUUCUCCAGCCGCGGCCCAGAAGCACCUCGUGCCGAUGAAGCUGUUGUUGAAUACCACGGUACAGACGAGGAGGAGGAUGAGGAAGACCAUGACAAUGAGGACGAUAGUGAUGAUAGCAGCGAUGGUGAGGGUGAGGAUGACGAAGACGAAGAAGACGACAGCGAUGAUGAAGACAGCAAUCUCUCUCGCAGCCGUAACAGCAAGCCGCUGUGCAGACAGCCCCUGCAUGACAUUGAAAGUCUGUACGAACCGCAAGGGUUUGGCGAUCAAGAACAAUCCUUCAAUGAUGGUCCUUCAGGUGCUCGCCCAAAGAAGCAGCCUAAACAGGACGCGCCCAAUGGCACUGCCCUUCCCGGCGAAGUUCUUGCAGCGGGUGCCGAGCUUGAGGGUGCUGGCGAUGGCGAUGGGGAUAUUGUCGACCACCAAAUCCCACCAUCUAGUCGAAUGGCGAAAACAAGGCAGCUUGCACCGACGCGACCACUCAAGGGCACAUCUUCCAGCAAGAGACGACCAAAUGGUAAUGUUGCUCUCAACGAGGACCAGCCGGCUCAGACAAAACGCCAGAAGGUCAGCCAUAGGAUUGAUUCCAACGAUAACAGCGCCGAGCGAGACAAUAUCGACCAAAUGCAGCUUGCCGCUUCACAACCGGCCACCACCUCUACUACCGCAGUUGCUGAUCCUGUCACCUCCAAGAAGGCAGUCAUAAAUCACCCUCAUGGCAACUGGCCAGUCCUCCGCUCGUCGCGCACCUUCUCCACGUUUACUCUGGCCGAACAAUCUCGAACUCUGAAAGACUGGAUGGCAGAAGUCAAAGAGUAUAUGACCGCCAUCGAGGCAGGCGCCAUUCCAGUGGUCAAGAUGUCCCGCUUCUUUCGCCAUGUCGGCACAUAUCUCACUGCUUCGACAGAGAUCCUUGACGACGUGGCACUUGCAGCCGAACGGCUGGAAGGCCAUUCCAAGAGGGUACGAGAGGGGAUGGCGUUGGCCGAUGUGGAAAGACGAGAGGUUGCCGAGUUACUGGGAAAGUUCGCAUUGCCUAGCUCGACGCGGAACACUGCACAGAACAGCGAGCAGGAAUGA
Messenger RNA from Capronia coronata CBS 617.96, 1263 nucleotides. RefSeq lists its product as uncharacterized. The record is from RefSeq and is a predicted model, not a curated record. The transcript has a single exon. Bases 1 to 1263 code for a protein of 420 amino acids. Lineage: Eukaryota; Fungi; Ascomycota; Eurotiomycetes; Chaetothyriales; Herpotrichiellaceae.